GGUACCCUUCCCUGGGCGGCUCGGUGCAACUUCCGGCCCCGCCCCUGACACACGGGGAGUCCCGGGCAGGCGGUGUAGGGAUGAGGGAAGCUCGGAGCCUUCGGGACACCUCGAAAACAACAUGAAGAACCCGGGACACAGCGACACCGAGGGAAACAAAGCCACGGCAAGAGCUGCCGCUACUUCAGACACCGACAGCAGUGAUCAUGUGCAGCUGAAGGUGCCGCUCAUCCAGCAGUCCUUCCACUGGGAUUGUGGCCUGGCAUGUGCCCGCAUGGUGCUGCAGUAUCUGAAUCUUCUGCAUGAGAAUGCGUUUCAAAAUGCUAUGCAUGAGCUCCAACUCACCAAGAGCAUCUGGACAAUUGAUCUAGCCUAUCUUAUGCACCAUUUUGGGGUCCGGCACCUUUUCUGCACUCAGACUUUAGGAGUUGAUAAAGGUUAUAAGAACCAGUCAUUCUACAGAAAACACUUUGAUGCAGAGGAAAACCGAGUAAACCAGCUGUUUGUACACGCCAAAUCCCAUGGAGUGAAUGUGGAAAAACGCACUGUGACCAUACGGGAAUUACAGGAGCAUCUUUCCCAGGGACAUGUGGCCAUCGUACUCGUAAAUGCAGUUCUUUUACUGUGUGACCUGUGCCCAAGACGUGUCAAAUACUGCUGUUUUCUUCCAAUUGGGCAAAAGUGUUUCUGCAGGAGCAGCGACUACCAGGGCCAUUUUAUUGUGCUUUGUGGUUACAACAAGAGUUCUGGCAGUUUAUUUUACAACAACCCUGGAUAUGCCGACAGAUUGUGUCGGACCAGCAUCACUAACUUUGAGGAAUCACGCUGUAGCUAUGGCACAGAUGAAGAUAUUCUGUUUGUUUAUGUGAACAGCUGACCCCUGACCUCUGUUUCAACUUUUCUCAGGAUCAAGUACAGCACUCAGCAGGAACCUCAUUACAGUCAACGCGAUAUAAACAUAUAUAUAUAUAGAUAUUCAUCUUAGAAGUAAAAAUGAAAGCUGGACCAUUUGGGAAUGAAUUUAACCAAAAAUACAGCUAGUAAUGAUCAUGACCAUUUCAUAAUGGUCUGCAGUUCAAAUUUAACAAAGCUUUGAGAUAGCAGUUUCAGGAGGGAAAGAAUUUAUAAAGGGAAUAGAUCAUGCAGCAUUACUUGUAGCUGACUUUGCUAUAAUCUGAGUGUGAUUCAGUAGAAAGGAUGACUUAACAGCCCAUUCUUACAGAUUGACCACAUUUGCUUUGUGUCUAGCUGCACAAUAAGGGUAGAACUCAGUGGUGCGGCUCGAGCCGAAAACGCAUGCGACAUGCGGAUGUCCUGAAUAUACAGGAGAAAUCGCAGGUAAGAACUACAUUUAUAACAAACAAGGGAAAGUUGUGCUCACCACUAAUUUUUAAAAUCAUUAGGCGGGGGUGCAAUGAGGGUGUGACCACAAAAUACAUAUAGACAAUUACAAGAGGUCCUCAGCACUCAACCCAUUAUCAAUAUAUUUAAGACAGAGAUAUUUUGUGCAUACUGCUACUGAAAAAUGCCUUACCCUUUAAACAAAACAGGGAUUGUUUGUCCAUAUAUUGCAAUAUAUUUAAGCUGGCCAACUAAAACUUAGUCCCUUUGUAAAAUGUAUAAUGAAGCAAUAGAAUUCUUAAUGAAUCAGAUGAAAAUUGAGCAUAGGACUGGCCAGAUAUGGGAUGACUUUGACGUAGUUGGCCAGCUUAAAUAUAUUGCAAUAUAUGGACAAACAAUCCCUGUGUUGUUUAAAGGGUAAGGCAUUUUUCAGUAGCAGUAUGCACAAAAUGUCGCUGUCUUAAAUAUAUUGAUAAUGGGUUGAGUGCAGAGGAAUCUUGUAUUUUUCCAUAAGAACUACAUUUAUCCAACUGUCUGAUGAAGACGCAGCGUUUUCAUCCGACAGUUUGAUAAAUGUAGUUCUUACCUGCGAUUUCUCCUUCACUUCCUGUAUCCUCAGGACAUCCGACACGUCACAUACAUUUCAUUGCAUGGCGAUGUAUCGUUUUGAUCCGCACCGGCGAGUUCUACCCUAUGUCUUGUAUAAACAGUGCUGCUAUAGGGUCACUGUCACACUCAACUAAUGACACUGGUUAGGAAAUGAGUAUGUGGGUACGGUUUUGAUUUUUAUACUUAGAGGCCAGGGAAAGGUGUGGUCCAUGCUAACAACACUAGCAAUCUUAAUUUAUAGGGCUGAUCAAUUAAUGUCUGGUGUUCCAGUACUAUAGGUGUGAAAACACUUUUCUGAUGCAAGAGACUGCAAAAUGUUAAUGUACAGUUUAUAAUAAAGAGUUUUAUACAUAUUGCAA
Molecule: messenger RNA, 2309 nt
Organism: Xenopus laevis (African clawed frog)
Lineage: Eukaryota; Metazoa; Chordata; Amphibia; Anura; Pipidae
Gene: gucd1.L
Product: guanylyl cyclase domain containing 1 L homeolog
Source: RefSeq, marked predicted